Molecule: messenger RNA, 1190 nt
Organism: Anthonomus grandis grandis
Lineage: Eukaryota; Metazoa; Arthropoda; Insecta; Coleoptera; Curculionidae
Product: polygalacturonase-like
Exons: 5
Coding region: 39-1136 (365 amino acids)
Biological process (GO): pectin catabolic process
Cellular component (GO): extracellular region
Molecular function (GO): polygalacturonase activity
Source: RefSeq, a predicted model, not a curated record
AUGAAAUUAGUGCAGUUUUAAUUAUUCGCUAAUUAACCAUGCUUUUUCAAUUUUUUUUGCUCAGUGUGUUUACAAGAUUAACAUUCGGUGAUCAGUGUAUAAUCACGACGUUUUCACAAGUGACUGAAAUAGUUCAAAAUUGCCAGAAUAUAGUGAUUAAUAAUCUUACAGUACCGGCUGGUGAAACUUUAAAGCUGAAUCUCACAGAUGGGACUAAGGUAACUUUUAAAGGACGAACCACUUUUGAGUAUUUUCCUUGGAAAGGUCCAUUAGUUACUAUAAAUGGAACAUCCGUUAUCGUAGAGGGUGAACCAGGUCACAUAUUUGAUGGCCAAGGUCAACUGUACUGGGACGGACUGGGGGACUGGGGAGUACCAAAACCCCAAUUCUUUACGGUGCAAACCUUUGGUGGUUCAGUCAUUAAAAAUAUUUAUGUUUUAAAUUCGCCCCAUGACGUUUUGCAAGUAACCAGUUCUAAUAAUGCCACUUACAGUGGCUGGUUUAUUAAUAACACAGCUGGAGAUGAGAACGUGGCUCCUGAAGGGAAAUUUGCCAAGAACACUGACGCUUUCGAUGUCUGGAAUUCUACGAAUAUAGUUAUUAAGGAUGCUUUGGUGCAUAAUCAAGAUGACUGUGUAGCCCUCAGAUGUGGAUCCAAUAUAACCAUUUACAAUCUGGAGUGCCAUGGAACUCAUGGACUGAGCAUCUCAGUAGGGUUUAGCAAUAGCUCCUUAUCAAAUAAUCCUUUGAACAUGCUUAGCAACGUACUGUUUGAAAAUAAUACUCUUUAUGAUAGUGAGAAUGUUAUUCACAUAAAAACUCAUAACGAAGGAGGUAAUGGAGAGAUCAGGAAUGUUUCUUAUAAAAAUAUUUUUGCCUCAGGAACAAAAAAAUACGGCAUUUUAAUCGAAGAAAACUAUCCAAACCAUGGAGAGCCACUAAACAAUGUCCCUAUAAGAAACCUAAAUAUAACGGAUGUCUUUGGUGAUCUUACGAAAACAGCUCAAGGAGUCUCAAUAGUUUGUGCCCAAGACGGUUGCGAAAAUUGGCACUGGAGUAAUAUAGAAUUUAAUGGAUCUAAGAGGUCUAACAGCUGCAACUUCAUCCCCCAAGGAACCGACAUUUGUAAUAAAUAAUUGAAUGGAAGAUACAUUGUUAACCUUAAUUUUAAAUAAAAAUCCUAAAACGAC